AGCAUAUUACCCCGGACUCCAGUAUACAGGACUGGCGGUAUAGUUGACAGGAAGCUGAGUAUAAAUAAGGUCAUGGGUAUCGGGUAUUAGGAUAUCCAACCUUCUCUCUAUUAACGUCUUCAUUUUUGCAACUAAUUUCUUCACUAUGGUAGCUUCCAACACUGAGAAGAAGCCUUUCCUGGGGCUGACAGGCGGGUGGUUGACAUUUUGGAUCACGUUCGCGUGUGCGACUGAUAUGACCCUUUUUGGCUACGACCAAGGUGUCUUCAGUGGAGUUGUUGUCACACAGAACUUUUUGGAACUUCACGAUCUAGUUGGGCCUUCUAAAACAAAGAUUCUUUCCACCGUCUCUGCUAUCUACGAUGUUGGCUGUUUCAUCGGAGCUGUUAUAGCAUUCACCAUCGGAGAACGCCUAGGGCGGAAAAAGGCUAUCAUCUUUGGUACUACUAUUAUGACUAUUGGAGCCAUCAUCCAGGCGUCCUCAUUCAGUCUUCCACAGAUGUUUGUAGGGCGAACAAUCCUAGGCAUCGGCAACGGCAUCAACACUGCAACCGCGCCUAUCUGGCAGACUGAAACUGCCGAUUCCAAGUGGCGUGGAAAACUUGUUAUCAUCGAAAUGAUGAUGAAUAUUGCCGGGUUUACGCUUGUUAAUUGGAUUAAUUAUGCGCUUUCUUUCAAAGGAGGCGCGUUCGCGUGGCGUUUCCCACUUGCAUUCCAAUUGAUCUUCAACAUCGCACUCUACGCAACGGUACCUUGGCUACCGGAGUCUCCUAGAUGGCUUAUGGCGCAUGGCCGGGAAACCGAAGCUCGAGAAGUGCUUUCGUGCCUGCAGGCUAAACCUGUCGAGGAUCCCUAUGUGUUAACUGUAUACAAUGAAAUCGAGUACAGCAUCCAGUACGAGAUCGCAAAUGCAGUACGAUGGAGAGAUAUCAUAUUUGGAAAGAAGAAUGCGAACGACACCAAGACCUUACGAAGGCUGCUUCUCGGUGCAGGCACGCAGUUCAUGCAGCAGUUCGAAGGAAUCAAUAUCAUGUCAUACUAUCUACCUACCGUGCUCAUCAACUCAGUUGGUCUCAGUAAUGAGAAAGCUCGGCUCAUCACUGGAAUCAACGCAACGACCUAUCUUGUCAUUUCAUGCGUCUCCGUGCUCCUGGUCGAGCGAAUGGGCCGUAGAGGCUUGAUGCUUCUUUCAACAGCCGGGCAGGGCCUGUCCUUCUUGAUCAUCACUGUUUUACUUUGCUAUGCGGAGAGGAGUUCUAAUGGAUCAGCCGUUGCUACUGCCUCUGUUGCUUUCUUUUUUCUCUAUUAUAUCUCCUUUGGCGUGGGGAUGCUGGGAGUUCCGUGGUUGUACCCUACCGAGAUCAACUCUCUUCCUAUGCGUACAAAGGGCGCAGCUGUGGCGACAGCUACUAAUUGGAUCACCAAUUUCGUCAUCGUCGAAAUCACGCCGAUUGGAAUUCAAAACCUUGGCUGGCGAUUCUGGAUCGUUUGGACGGUGUUCAAUGCUGCUUUCAUACCCGUUAUUUACUUCUUUUACCCCGAAACUUCAAACCGUAUCCUCGAGGAUAUGGAUGCAUACUACCGAUCAAACCCAUCACUGAUCGUUACACGCGAUAAGGACGCAAUAAGCACAAAACGACCGCAGAAGUUUAUCCAGCAAGAGAACGAGGAAUUGCAGAAAAACUUGAGGCGAGCAUCUGUUUCUGCUGCCGGGGAUACCAAGGAUCUAGCAGAGCACGUGGACUAAGCAUUGUCUGAAGGAUUUAACAGCAAAUCAAAG
This is a messenger RNA of Talaromyces proteolyticus, 1780 nucleotides long. RefSeq names its product general substrate transporter. Bases 146 to 1747 code for a protein of 533 amino acids. The transcript is spliced from 7 exons. Gene Ontology annotation, cellular component: membrane. The record is from RefSeq and is a predicted model, not a curated record. NCBI's taxonomy places the organism in Eukaryota, Fungi, Ascomycota, Eurotiomycetes, Eurotiales, Trichocomaceae. Gene Ontology annotation, biological process: carbohydrate transport; transmembrane transport. Gene Ontology annotation, molecular function: carbohydrate:proton symporter activity.